This is a messenger RNA of Stegastes partitus (bicolor damselfish), 3258 nucleotides long. Its product is annotated as upstream stimulatory factor 2-like. Gene Ontology annotation, molecular function: DNA-binding transcription factor activity, RNA polymerase II-specific; protein dimerization activity; RNA polymerase II cis-regulatory region sequence-specific DNA binding. The record is from RefSeq and is a predicted model, not a curated record. The coding region runs from base 161 to 1117 and encodes 318 amino acids. Lineage: Eukaryota; Metazoa; Chordata; Actinopteri; Pomacentridae. Gene Ontology annotation, biological process: regulation of transcription by RNA polymerase II. The transcript is spliced from 11 exons.
AUCACCCAGCCCCAGCAGCGGCCUCCAUUUUAACUUCGACACCGAGCCAUACCUCACGUGUCCUGGGCUGUCUCUCUCACAUGACCCGAGUGUUUGUUCCCGUGAUCAGCACUUCCAUCUCCGUCUGUGACACCGAAUAUCACUUUUUAUUUUAACCCUGAUGGAUAUGCUUGAACAGAGUCUGGACACCGCAAGCCAAGAAAAGCAAGACGAAGAGGUUGUCCAAGCAUCAGAAGACGGGGCAGGGGAAGAGCAGACAGCUGUUACGAUAGCCAGUGUUCAGCAGGCUGCAGCAUUCGGUGACCAUAACAUACAAUAUCAGUUCCGCACUGAGGGCGCGCAGGUGACGUAUCGUGUUGUUCAGGUGACUGACCAGCACCUUGAGGGAAGAGACGAUGCGGGAGGAGCAGUGAGCGUCGUCUCAACAGCUGCAUUCGCCGGAGCUCCUCAGGCUGUGGCUCAGGCUGUGAUCCAAAACCCUUUCAGUAAUGGAGGAAGCCCAGCAGGAGAGGCAGUGGGAGGGGAGACCCGCUUUGCUUACUUCCCCGCGACCGCGGUGAGCGACGGGACUGUGUCUGUGCAGGCCGCGACGGACCCUACACUCACACAGGCAGGGGGUCAGUUUUAUGUGAUGAUGACCCCCCCUGAUGUCAUUCAGACAGGCACACCACGAACCAUCGCCCCACGCACACAGCCCUAUCCUGCAGAUGAAAACGAGCUGCUGCAACACGAAGGUUUAAACUGGAAAAUGGACGGACCCCGAACACCAAGAGAUGAAAGGAGAAGAGCGCAACAUAAUGAAGUCGAAAGACGGCGAAGAGACAAGAUCAACAACUGGAUAGUGACGCUUUCCAAGAUCAUCCCAGACUGCAGUAUGGACAGCACCAAGACCGGAGCAAGCAAAGGAGGCAUCCUGUCCAAAGCUUGCGACUACAUCCGUGAGCUGAGGCAAAGCAACCAGCGACUGCAAGAGAGUCUGAAGGAAGUGGAGAGGAUACAAGUGGACAACGAGCUGUGCAGGCAGCAGAUUGAAGAACUGAAGAACGAGAACGCGUUGCUCCGAGCGCAACUCCAGCAGCACGGCAUCGAGAUGGUCGGAGAGACGCCACCGCAGUGAAGGAGAUGAAAAGAACAGGGAGGAGCACCGCCACUCAGACACGUAACUGACACGGUGGAAAACACGGCAGGAUGAUUUAAAAAAACAAAAAAAACAACAACAAAAAAACAAAAAAGGACUUGUGGAGAAUCACUUUCUUUUUAGUGAAUGCAUCCUUCCCUGGGUUUCCAGGUCGCAAACCCUUCACUAGCCAAUGUGGCUGCACUUGACUGUUACAAUCCUAUUGAGAUAACCGCCCGUUGCUACUCAGUAGAAAUGUGCUCCAAGAGAAGAUGUCCACUCACCUCCAUCAGAGUGCUUCACGAGCACUAGCUAUGAAAAAGACCCUCUGCUGAACUCCUCCCUUGUUUUGUAUUUAUGUAGCCUCUCUGAUGGACUGUGAUAUUAAUUUUUGUUCCCUGUCAGUGUACUUCCCUCCCCCCCCCACUUCAAAUAUUAAUUUUGACUUAGUUCAUGCUUGUAUUCUGUUUGUGUUUUUUUUUUUUUGAGUUCUGUAUUAAUAUGUUGUUUUUAGCUCCUUUUAAUUUAUUAGUCCGCUUGCUGACAGAAGCCUUGAUGGAGACCAGUUAGCUCAGUAACCCAUGCACCCCCAGAGGAGUGAAUUUUUUAAGUGAGGAAACAUCAAAGUAUGCAAAACAUGGUUUCACAGACAGAAAUAAUGUGUCAUACAUAGCUUACCUAGACCCAAAGACAAACCCAAGAGCCGUGGAGGUCAACGCUUCAGGGCUGAUUCAUGUAAAUAAGACUUGUCAUGUUUUCAUACAGAUGUUACAGAAUGAUCAUCUCUGGGAGUCAACACUCAAUAACUCAUUCUGGCCAUUUGUCAUCAUUAUUUCCAUGAAGUGUGUGCAAUCUUGAAGCUUGAUUUUGGGGGGUUAAAAAAAAGUGGUUUACUUGAAUUGUUGGGCAUUUGCUUAACCAGAAAAAUGAACCAUAAAACGUGUAAAGAUCCUCCAACGGUAUUUGAUUAGAAACUGAAAUGUGAGCGAGCGGGAACAUGCAGAACUUGACAAACUCGUCACUUUUGACCGUAGUUGAAAAAUCCCAACUUUUACCAAAAUUAUAUUUAGGUACUGUGGGUUUUUUUUUUUUUUUGUUUUAUUUUCAUCUUUUGUUAGCGUGUGAUUUGCGGGUGUCUCGAUACGUGUACGAAUUAUCCCCCACAUGUUUCAUUUCAAGCUGUUUGCUCUAUUUCGGUAUUGCAGCGCUUCAAAUGGAGCUCAAUGCACAAGGGGGGGGAGGGAGGCACCCUGGAGAGCGCCGCUCAGAGACUCUGCUCACUAUGGAAAAAGGAAGUACACAGAAAUUCUGUGUCGCGCUUCUUCUUAGCCGAGCACAAACUCGCUCUCCAUGAAAAGACGGAAUAAGUUGGGAAGUCGGGGGGGGAGAAAAAAAACUUGGAAAAUGAUCUCGGAUAUUCCUCCGCCCGCUCAGGCACACAAUAAGUAAACUGCAAUUGGUUAUACAAACAAGCAAAAGCUAUUAUUAACAUUGUUGAUGAUUUUGUGAAUGAAUAUACAUGAUGUGUUUUUUUUUGUUCCGCUUUGGGCGAUGUGAGUGAAAGUGGAAGAGAGAUAUCAAGCUUCGGCGCCACUUAUUAGAGCACAAUUGCUUUUUCCCCCCCUGUAUCAACAGCUCAGGAUCCAGCAAAGCAAAACCAACACUCAGACCCCUGGCAAAAUCAGGCAGACGAUCACAUUUUAAUAUCUCAGACUCUGUAAGUUAACAGCUUGUGCUUUGGAAGUGCUGUUCUGCUACAACUGCUAGAUUCAAACCUGAUAGGGAUAGUGCAAGUGUCUGAUCUAUCAAACGAGGCUUCCAGCCAAAGUUGAAUGAUAGAUGUUUUGCAGUAGAAUUUUUAUUUUUUUUUUUUACACCUCAGUGAGAGGAGAGCAGAGAAUGUGAAGACAUGAAUAAUGCUUUGGAAGAUGGAUGUUCACAAAUGAAAGGUCAUUCGUGGCUAAUUCUUUUUCUUUUUUUUUUUUUUUCUUGCGUUUCUUUUUUGAAAUGGCAAAAGGAAGAAAGAAAGAAAGAAAGAAAAAAAAAAAGACUUUUUCUCUGUGUAGCAGCCUCACUGUUCUCAGGUUAGAGACAUCUUUUGUAAGUAAAAUGGUGGAAAAUAAAACUUUCACUAGCUAAUA